Fomitopsis serialis is the source of this 643-nucleotide messenger RNA. RefSeq lists its product as uncharacterized. Gene Ontology annotation, cellular component: membrane. Bases 92 to 523 code for a protein of 143 amino acids. Lineage: Eukaryota; Fungi; Basidiomycota; Agaricomycetes; Polyporales; Fomitopsidaceae. The record is from RefSeq and is a predicted model, not a curated record. The transcript is spliced from 3 exons.
GCCGUAGCGAGUACAAAACGCCGUGCCUGCGUAGCGGGACCGCGUACGCCCUUUUACCUCCCACCACCACCAUAGCAGACAAUAAUCAGUCAUGGCAGUCAUCGAGAGACGCACCGUGCGCUACAUCAUCAUCGGCGUCGUAGUAGGCGCGGUAGUCGUAUCGAUCAUUGUCCUGCCGGCCGUUCUCCCUGGUGCGCUCGGUUCAAUGGGUUUCACAGCUACAGGUGUGCAGCUAGGUUCAGCUGCAGCCGCCAUCCACUCGUCGAUCGGCCUCGUCGCCUCGGGCUCCGCCUUCGCCCUCGCCCAGUCGGUGGCAAUGGGCGGCGCUAUUCCUUUUCUGUGGACGCUGGGCGCCGCGGCCGUCGGGAUGCUCCUUGGAGGCGCGUUAGGCGGAUCGGCUGCUCGACUCGAGACCAUUUUGGCUCCUCACGUCGCACAUGUGAUGCGUGGGGCACGAACGGUCGUGGGUCGCGCUGCGCGUGGUGUGAGCCGCCUGGCGUCGGGCGUGAGAUCUUGGUUCUGAGGUAUUUCAUGUAAUGCUGGAGGAUUCACUGUCUAGUGUCCAUGAUACCCAACUGUUGUAUUUGUGACUUUUAAUUGCUACGAGGAUCGUUAUGCAUCGAUUGAUCAGUAUGAUGCUUCU